AGUUCUCAACGAUCAUUCGCUCUUGAAUCGUCGAGAAAACGCGACGCUAGAUAAUAUUUUUUUCAAAAUAUCGCAUAAAUAGAAUAUUUUAAAUUUGGUUAUCCUUUUCGAAAUAAUGCAUAAAACAUUGUGGAUCACAUUUGUGACCAUUUAUAUUUGUUACGUUCAAAGUGCUAUUAUCGGCAAAGAUGAAUUUGUCACGAUUGAGGACGACCCGUACCAGAAUGUCAAUGAGAUCGCAAACCCAGAUAUAGAAAGUGCAAGAAACGAAAGAAUACUAUGGCCUUAUGUUGCGGAAAGUUCGACAAACCUUGAAAACGAAAAUCAAACUGAUGAAAUGGAUAUCAAAGAUGUUAAAACAAGAGAAAAGAGGUUUUUACACUGGUCGUAUCCACAAAGUCCGAUAGUCGAUAUGAUGAUGCAAACAAUGUCAGUUAAUUAUUCUCCCAAUGUAGCUGGAGAUCCUUUCGAUUUUCUACGGGAUUCUUAUCAAUUGCCUGAGGAUAAAAUGCUGGAAGAGUAUGACUACAUAAUCGUCGGUGCUGGCACUUCUGGGUCAGUUCUUGCAGCGCGGCUUACUGAAGGCAAACCAAAGGCAACUGUUCUGUUGCUUGAAGCUGGCAAACCAGAGAUGCUGCUAUCAGACAUACCAGCGCUUGCGCCGUAUAUCAAAUUAACACAUUACGUCUGGCCGUAUACUAUGGAACAUCAACCAGGAGUUUGCUUGGGUAGUGAGGAGCAGCGUUGUUACUCACCGGAAGGCAAAGCGGUAGGGGGCAGCAGUGUCGUUAAUGAUAUGAUUUACUCCCGCGGCCGCCCUCAGGACUGGGACAGGAUCGCCGCUGACGGUAACUAUGGAUGGUCUUACGACGAAAUUCUGCCGUAUUAUAAGAAAUCGCAGCGAUGCGAAUUGAGGAAAUAUAAAAACGCUACGUACAGUGGACGUGAUGGUGAGCUAACGGUCGAGAAUGUCCCGUUCAGAACUGGUCUAGUUGAAGCUUUUCUAGCAUCGGGAAGAUUGCACGGCAACCCGACAAUCGAUUACAACGCACCGGAUCAGCUCGGCUUCGGAUAUGUUCAGACAACACAAAAUAGAGGACAUAGAUUGAGCGCAGCUAAAGCUUUCUUACAUCCACAUAAAAGAAGGAAGAAUUUGCACAUACUUACUGAUGCUAAAGUAACUAAAGUUGUUAUUGAACCUCAAACUAAAAGAGCCUAUGCUGUUGAGUACCUCAAAAAUCACAUUAAACACACAGUGCGUUGUCGUAGAGAGGUCAUUCUAGCUGCUGGUGCAGUAGGUUCACCACAAUUGCUUAUGUUGUCAGGCGUCGGGCCAAAAGAAAAAUUAGAAGUACUAGGAAUCCCAGUAAUCAGUGAUUUAAGAGUUGGAAAGAGUCUAUAUGAUCACAUAGCAUUUCCGGGAAUCGUUUUUAAACUAAAUUCAAACAAUGCUAGUUUACAAGAAUUAAAAGUUGCUACACUCCCUAAUCUAAUGCAAUGGCUACAAUUCGGAGAUGGAUUGAUGACGACACCCGGUUUAGUGGAGGCUGUAGGUUUUAUAAAAACGUCGAAAGUUUGAAAAUAUCAGACAAGACAUACGUGACAGCAUUCAGCGGUCUCCACGGUUGUGACACUUGGUCCGCUGUUCCGAUACUCCUUCAUCCGAAGUCCAAAGGAUGCCUCGAGCUUCGGGAUAACGAUCCAUUCUCGCAUCCUAAAUUAUACGGAAACUAUUUCACAGAUCCACAUGAUAUGGAGACAAUGAAAGAGGCUGUUAAAUAUGUAAUUAAGUUGGGCGAGUCGGAACCAUUUAAGAAAUAUGGUGCCCAGCUAUAUUUGCCACCAUAUCCGAAUUGCCACAACCAUAGUCCUGGUUCUGAUUCAUAUUGGGAAUGUGCUAUUAGAACUAUGAUGGUGUCCCUACACCAUCACGUAGGUACAUGUAAGAUGGGACCUCCUAGUGAUCCUGAGGCUGUGGUCGAUCCUGAAUUAAGAGUAUAUGGAGUAGAUGGACUUAGAGUUGUAGAUUUAAGUGUAUUGCCACGUACAGUCAGCGGGCACAUGACUGCUCCGGCACUGAUGAUUGGAGAAAAGGCUUCGGAUAUGAUUAAAAAGAUUUGGUCAAACGUGGUCGUGUGAUACUAGUUAAGUUUACUCGUAAUAUUAAUAAAUUAUUAUAAACCA
Messenger RNA from Papilio polytes (common Mormon), 2184 nucleotides. RefSeq names its product glucose dehydrogenase [FAD, quinone]-like. NCBI's taxonomy places the organism in Eukaryota, Metazoa, Arthropoda, Insecta, Lepidoptera, Papilionidae. The record is from RefSeq and is a predicted model, not a curated record. Gene Ontology annotation, molecular function: flavin adenine dinucleotide binding; oxidoreductase activity, acting on CH-OH group of donors.